Messenger RNA from Medicago truncatula (barrel medic), 2361 nucleotides. RefSeq names its product cation/H(+) antiporter 28. Lineage: Eukaryota; Viridiplantae; Streptophyta; Magnoliopsida; Fabales; Fabaceae. Gene Ontology annotation, molecular function: antiporter activity. The transcript has 4 exons. Bases 1 to 2361 code for a protein of 786 amino acids. Gene Ontology annotation, cellular component: membrane; endomembrane system. The record is from RefSeq and is a predicted model, not a curated record. Gene Ontology annotation, biological process: proton transmembrane transport; regulation of pH.
AUGGCAGAAGAACCCUCUCAAUGUCGUGAAAAGUUGACUAAUCUCACUGUUGAAGUAGGAAAAAACUUUUUUCUAUUUAUGGUUAUGGUGAUUAUGUGCAAUGGUUUGCAUUUUCUGACAAAGCCUUAUUCACAUCCUCGAAUCACUUCUGACAUACUUGUAGGAAUAGUUGUUGGAAACAUAGGAAUUGUACGCAAUCUAUUUGAGAAAUUCAACAGGACAUUUGGAUUUAUAAUUGAUUUUGGUAUGAUGUGUUACAUGUUUGCAUUAGGGAUAGAAAUGGACCCUUAUAUACUAUUAAAAAAACCACCAAGACAUGUUAGAGUUGCUUAUCCAGGAAUUUGCAUAACAAUCUUACUAGGAAUUAUUUUCUCCCCUUUUGUAACUUACUUCCCAAACAGAGAUAAAAUAUUAGAAUUCACAACAGCUCUUUCCCUUCUACUAGCUAGUACAGGUUCGCCUGUGUUGACGCGUUUACUAACACAGCUCAAAAUCGGAAAGUCAGAUAUCGGGAAGCUUGCAAUCGCGACGGCAAUGUACUCGGAUUUUUUUUGCUACUUUUUACUUUCCAUUUGUUACAUACUCGUUCCACUACCCGAAACUUGCGAUGAUUUGGCCUUGGAUGUUGAGACUGAAAAAAAGAUCAGAAUGGGUUUUGGAGUUUUGGGUGAAGUACUAUUCACACUAUUAUUUUCGCCGUUUUUUAUGAGUUGGGUUGAUAAUGAAAAUCCAGAAGGCAGACAUAUGAAAGGUCCACAUUUGAUACUUUCACUUGCAUUUGUGGUGUUAAUGUGUGCCUCUUCAUCAUUAAAUGGUUUUAGUCCACUUUUAAGUGCAUUUUUGGUAGGUGUUAGUUUUCCUAGGGAAGGUAGGGUUUCAAAAUGGGUUAUCACCAAAAUCAACUAUUUGUUGAAUACAAUUUUUUUUCCAAUUUUUUUCUUGUGGGUUGGGUUUGAAGCUGAUUUGAGGCACUUUGAGGCAGGUAAUAUUAACACAUGGACACAGAUACUUAUGCUUAUAAUUUUAUCAAUAAUUGGAAAAGUCGGUGGUGCACUUGUUUCUGGUGCCACAGAGGGAUUUCGUUGGCCUGAAGCAACUGCUAUAGGAUUGCUUCUUACUACAAAGGGUCAUUUGCAUAUCUACUUGGCUAUCAAAGUGAUGGGUUGUGGUAGAGCAACAAGUAAGUCGACGGUCAUUGGGAUGAUAUUGGCAAUCUUUUUCACUGUUUUGUACAUACCAUCAGUCGUAGCGCAAAUUAUAAGACGUGCAAGGAAAAAGGUGCCUACGCAUCGCUUAGCACUUCAUUCACUCGAUCCAUCGAGCGAGCUAAGGAUCCUCUUAUGUGUUCAUGGACCACACAAUGUUCCCGCUUCCAUAAACUUUAUGGAGAUUUCAAAAGGGGAAGCUGAUCCUGGUAUUCUAGUAUAUGUCACUGACAUGAUAGAACUAACAGACGAAAUAUCGGAAACUUUAGAGAGGGAUGAAGGACUGCACACAGAAACUGUAGAAGACACGGAAGUAACAAAUGCAUUUCAAGCGCAUGUUUUAGAUAGUGGUGAAGGUAUUACAUUGAAAAGAACCAUGGCACUAUCAACAAUUAAUAACAUGCCACAAGAUAUUUGUAUUUUAGCAGAGGACUUGAUGAUUGCCCUUGUCAUAUUACCAUUCCAUAGGCGUCAACGCCAGGAUGGAACAAUGGAUAUUGGUAAUCAAGGGUUCAGAUAUGUGAACAGAAAGGUACUAAGAAGUGCCGUAUGUUCGGUUGGGAUUCUAGUAGAUAGAGGCUUUGGAUCAUUCGAAGAAUUAUCAAGAAGUCAAAAGACAGUAAAUGUGGCAGUCAUAUUUAUUGGUGGAAAAGAUGAUAGAGAAGCACUUGCCUAUGCCAGCCGCGUCACUCAACAUCCGGCAGUAAAGCUCACUGUAAUAAGAUUCCUAGUAGAUACAAGUGCAGAGUCAUCAAGAUUAGUCGGAUACAGAAUCAUCCUCCCUGACCAAGAGAAAGAGAUGCAGUUAGACGAUGAAUGUUUUGCACAGUUCUAUGAAAAGCAUGUGGUAGGAGGCAAAAUUGCAUACAUGGAGAAACAUCUUGCAAGUGCUGCUGAGACAUUCACUAUUUUGAAAUCAUUUGAAGGGAAAUACUCAUUGGUUAUUGUAGGAAAAGAAGGAGGAGUGAACUCUAUAUUAACAAAAGGUAUGAAUGAUUGGCAACAGUGUCCGGAGCUUGGACCUAUAGGGGAUGUUCUUUCAGGACCAGAUUUCUCUAUGACUGUCUCAGUUUUGAUAAUCCAACAACAUAGACUUAAAGGAGAUAUAGAUGGAUUAGAUGAAGACUUUUCUAUCAUGUCAUAUAACAAGUUUUAG